UUCUUCAGCAGCCAUCAUCCCUACGGAUUCGCGCACCAGGCACAGAACUACAAGCUUUUCUGCUACAGUCACCAAGGGGAAACCGAAGCCAAUCACAGCAAUGAGAGCCGUCGUUCAGCGCGUGGCCUCUGCAAGCGUCGAGGUCGAAGGCCGCGUUGUGUCUGAGAUUGGACCGGGCCUUCUCGUCCUUGUCGGCCUCCACGAUUCUGAUUCCGACGCCGACGCCGACUACAUAUGUCGUAAAGUCUUGAACAUGAGAUUGUUCCCCAAUGAAAGUACAGGCAAAGGAUGGGACCAAAGUGUAAUGCAGAGGAGUUAUCAGGUUUUAUUAGUGAGUCAAUUUACCUUGUAUGGAUUCCUGAAAGGCAACAAGCCAGAUUUUCACGUUGCAAUGCCGCCUCAAAAAGCGAAGCCCUUUUACGCUUCUUUGGUUGAUAGAUUCAGGAAUGCCUAUAACAAUGAUGCGGUAAAAGAUGGAAUUUUUGGAGCAAUGAUGAAGGUCAGUUUGGUUAAUGAUGGACCAGUUACAAUGCAGCUUGAUUCACAAGCUCCAAAGAAUUCAAAUGAUGCAGCAGAAUCUUGAUGCACUGGUUCUCCUGCUUUGAUGAAAAAGGCAUGAAUUUGACCCUUGGACUAUGAAGGUAGAAAUUGGAUCCUUCUUGAAAAGCUAAUAUUUCUUCCUGAUUGCAAAGAAGAGCAUUACUUUCUUACUUUUCCCUGGUAGCUCUCCUGAUUUUGGCUAUACCAUCUUCUGGCAUUAGUAUGGAGUCGUCUUCCAAUGAUGCUGUAUUGUGCACACAUAGAAAUCCGAAGACUCUGCUAAGAAAUCUGCUUGUAGCUGUAUCCUUUAGUUAUUCCUGAACAACAGAACAAUACGUUGGUUGAAGUUCUGAUUAGAACUUCAACUAUAGAUAAAUCAUCAUUGACAAACUUUUUAUUUGUUAUCCCGUUUUACAUGGAAAUAUAUAAUUAUAAGUCCAGGGUUUAGCC
Messenger RNA from Neltuma alba, 990 nucleotides. RefSeq names its product D-aminoacyl-tRNA deacylase. Gene Ontology annotation, biological process: tRNA metabolic process. Bases 101 to 583 code for a protein of 160 amino acids. Gene Ontology annotation, cellular component: cytoplasm. The record is from RefSeq and is a predicted model, not a curated record. NCBI's taxonomy places the organism in Eukaryota, Viridiplantae, Streptophyta, Magnoliopsida, Fabales, Fabaceae. Gene Ontology annotation, molecular function: D-tyrosyl-tRNA(Tyr) deacylase activity. The transcript is spliced from 8 exons.